UGGCAGUUUCUCUCUCUCUAUAUCUCCCUUUCUCUCUCUUCUUUUCAGGUUUAUUCAAUGCAUUCUCCCAACGCCACUCCGUAAUCUCACUGCCUUCCUCCUCCUCCGCAGCGACCUUCCUCAUCAUCAUCAUCAUUAUGACGACGUCUGAUUGAGACUGUGACUGCACCAGAAAUCGUCGAUUUCUCGCUCGAAAAUUGAAAGAUUCGACUGUGGCGACACCAAUUUUCCUCCGAAAGUCCAACUAAAGAUUGUGUAGAUAGUGUUGUCCUCCUGAUUUGUUUCGCGAUUGCUAUGGCGGAAUUGGUCCUGUUUUUGCUGCAUCGUUUGUUUCGAAGUUAUCGCCCUUAUCUGCCGUAAUGUUGCCGUCGAAUUCGGAGUUCUAGGGUUUCGGAUUACCAUUUUUUUGCUUAGAAAUUCGUUUCAGUUUAUGAUGGAGGAAAUUGAGAAAGCAAAUAGUGCAGCGAUUGAGAGCUGUUACAGAGUGAUUAAUCUGUUGUCUCAUCCUCAAGAUCAGAAUCAGGUUAGGGAUUUAGCAGAGCAAACAGGGGUGGCUGUGAACAAGUUCAAGAGAGUCGUUUCUCUUCUUAAUUCCGCCUCUGAUCAUGGUAAUCCUAGAGUGAGAAAGGCUAAGAAAGUUGAGGCUCCAUCUCCACAGAAUCUUUUCUUAGAGAAUCCAAUUUGUAUAACAGAUCAUCAGAAUCCCAAGCCACUCCAUCUUCUCCAAAUUAAUCCUGUAGAGAGUGCUCGUCUUCAUGAUAGAAAGUGUGAUCUCACAUUAGGAAGAACUUCUUUGGAGCUCAGCUCACAUGGAAAAGUUCCUCUGCAUCUUACGCAGCAGCCGCAGACACCGGCGGCGAUGUUUCCGAAUUAUCAUUUGCUUCAGCAGCAAAGGACUCAGCAAUUGAAACACCAUGCCGAAACAGUUUAUCGUAGCAGCGGCAUCAGUUUCAAUUUCGAUAGCUCUACCUGCACGCCGACAAUGUCGUCAACUAGAUCAUUUAUCUCCUCAUUGAGUGUCGAUGGAAGCGUCGCUAAUCUGGAUGGUAGUGCAUUUCAUUUAAUCAGCACGCCUCGCUCGGUGGAUCAGACCUCCUACCACCAUAAGAGAAGGUGCUCCGGUAGGGGUGAGGACGGAAGUGUCAAGUGUGCGAGCAGCAGCAGAUGCCAUUGUUCUAAGAAAAGGAAGCACAGGGUGAAAAGGUCGAUCAAAGUGCCGGCUAUAAGCAACAAGUUAGCCGAUAUUCCCCAUGAUGAAUACUCCUGGAGGAAAUAUGGUCAGAAGCCGAUCAAAGGGUCCCCUCAUCCUAGGGGAUACUACAAAUGUAGCAGCAUGAGAGGCUGUCCAGCAAGAAAACAUGUGGAGAGGUCGUUGGAAGAUCCUUCGAUGCUCAUUGUCACUUACGAAGGCGAACAUCACCACCCGAAGCUACCUUUGCAAUCCGCCAACACAUAGAAUCUCGGAGGAAAGGUAUGCACCCCGAGGCCUUCGAUUAAAUUGGUUAUGUACAUUAUACUUGUUUGAGCUCAAAUGGCCGGCGUAGAAGGGGCUAUGAUAUGGGGUUUUGUUUCGUAGAAGUUUCAAAGCUUGAUCUCUUUUUUUCUCGAUUAUGAUAGAGAGAUGGUGAUCGAAAACACGAUCCUAACCAUCUCGGUAGACUCUCUUGCCCUUUGGAAGAAUUUCCGGGCCAUUGUUUUUGCGGUUAGUGUUGUUGUUGUUGCUGCGUGUCUAUCUCAGUUCUUGAAACACAUUCGUCGGCUAAGUUUGAAAACAACUGCAAUUGUUCGUUCA
Andrographis paniculata is the source of this 1792-nucleotide messenger RNA. RefSeq names its product probable WRKY transcription factor 21. Lineage: Eukaryota; Viridiplantae; Streptophyta; Magnoliopsida; Lamiales; Acanthaceae. The coding region runs from base 431 to 1456 and encodes 341 amino acids. The transcript is spliced from 5 exons. Gene Ontology annotation, molecular function: DNA-binding transcription factor activity; sequence-specific DNA binding. Gene Ontology annotation, biological process: regulation of DNA-templated transcription. The record is from RefSeq and is a predicted model, not a curated record.